CAGAGCAAGUAUUCGUCAUGUUCCACUAUCUGCAUCUCAGGAGUCGUUUUCUACAGACCCUCAUCCUCGCACUGAUCGGCCUGACUUUCUAUGCGUAUUACCGUACCACCGUGUAUGAUGUUCGCCAGUACAGCUUACCACGAAACACCAAUUAUUCUGCGUACCAAGAUGGCCUUCACGUUCACACGAAUUUCAGUCAAUCUAAAAACUCUAGCUCAGACAGCAUGUCUCUAAGCCCAUACGUAGCGCACAACUCUAGCAACAGCUCCUUGAUUUUCACUACAUUGUCAACGUCCUCCAGCGUACAGUCUUUGUCCUCGUUGUCUUCCGUGAGCACGUUGAUCAACUCGAAGCGGAGGGUAAACAAGAAGCUUGAAAUGGCAAGAGUUACCAAUGUGACUAAGUCGGCGCCAAUCGUAGUUCGCAACGAUUCGGCACGCGCCAUAUACGAGGCUGGACACAUCGUAUCAAUUCCUGAGCGUUGCCCGAAUCUCGGCAAGGACAUGGAUUUAGUAAUGAUCGUGAUGUCCGCGCCGACCCAUCUAGAGGCGCGGACUGCGAUUCGGCAGACCUGGGGACACUUUGGCCAGCGCAGUGAUAUGAGUGUACUCUUCAUGCUUGGUACCACUCUUGAUCCAAGAGUGGAGACGAUCCUGCGUAAGGAACAAAACAUGUACAACGACGUGAUACGUGGUCGUUUCCUUGAUUCCUAUUCAAAUCUCACUCUCAAAACCAUUUCGACAUUGGAGUGGGUAGACACCUAUUGUUCUAAGGUGAAAUAUCUGCUAAAAACCGAUGAUGACAUGUUCAUCAAUGUACCGCGACUGUUAGCGUUCGUGUAUAAACAUGUCAAAGAUCGCAACGUGAUAUUCGGUCGACUGGCCAGAAAGUGGAAGCCAAUCCGGAACCGCAAGAGCAAGUACUAUGUGUCACAGGCACAAUUCCAGCAGUCUGUAUUUCCAGACUUUACCACUGGUCCGGCAUAUCUAUUGUCGAGCGAUACGGUGCGUCGUUUGUAUGAUGCCGCCCUAGACCAGACAUAUCUGAAGCUCGAAGAUGUAUUCACAACGGGCAUCGUCGCGCAUAGGCUCGGCAUCAAGCGCUCGCACGCCAAUGAAUUUCUGAAUAAACGGAUACAAUACACGGCCUGCAACAUUCAACGCGGCAUUAGCAUACACAUGGUCAAGUACAGUGAGCAGUUCGACCUCUGGAAAAAGCUGCUCGACGGUAAGAGAGUCAUCUGUACAAAAUACCUACAAAUAAAUGUAUAAGAUUUUUCAGAAUCUUUUCAUUUCGUUAUAAAACAUUUUUUAUUGAUUUAUAUGCAUAUUUUAUGUUAUUCUGCAAGACACAAACCUGUAUUGCAACAGAUUCUUUUUUUGAAGAUUUUCCUAUAAAUAUAUACGAUUAUCUUCAGCUCCGAUAGGGUUAUUUGACACUAUAAAAGAUUAAAUUAGCUUAUGAUCUUAUGGACAGGUGUGCUGAUGUAAGCUGUAUCCCUAUUUUAUAUUUAAACCAUCAUUUUACAUUUAAUAUGAUAAAAUGAAAAAGAAAUGAUAUAAAUAAAACUGAUUAGGAAACUACAAAACAUGUAAUAUUGUCAAUAAUAUAUUCACUUUUUUUAUUAUUUAAAUUAUAUAAGAAAGAAUUCUUCUAAGAAUUCUAUUUUCAUAUUUGCAGAAUUUGUUUUUAACUGAUUUUGUACAGAAACAAGCCAUGGAUUUCAAGUUUUUAUUUCUUCAAUUAUCUAAACAGAUUAUGUUUUUAUCAGUAU
Messenger RNA from Acromyrmex echinatior (Panamanian leafcutter ant), 1774 nucleotides. Its product is annotated as beta-1,3-galactosyltransferase 5. Gene Ontology annotation, biological process: protein O-linked glycosylation. Gene Ontology annotation, molecular function: hexosyltransferase activity. Gene Ontology annotation, cellular component: Golgi membrane. The record is from RefSeq and is a predicted model, not a curated record. NCBI's taxonomy places the organism in Eukaryota, Metazoa, Arthropoda, Insecta, Hymenoptera, Formicidae.